Messenger RNA from Patiria miniata (bat star), 3962 nucleotides. RefSeq names its product transcription factor Sp3-like. Lineage: Eukaryota; Metazoa; Echinodermata; Asteroidea; Valvatida; Asterinidae. Gene Ontology annotation, molecular function: RNA polymerase II cis-regulatory region sequence-specific DNA binding; DNA-binding transcription factor activity, RNA polymerase II-specific. Gene Ontology annotation, biological process: regulation of transcription by RNA polymerase II. The coding region runs from base 120 to 2441 and encodes 773 amino acids. The transcript is spliced from 6 exons. The record is from RefSeq and is a predicted model, not a curated record.
GAAUGCGCAAAUGGCGUGGUCGUUGUGUUUGCGCUUACGUCGGUGCCAUUUUUAUUCAUGUUAGGGCUGUCGCUCUCUUGAUGCGAAUGGACCAUUAAAACACUGGGAAUUCGAUCAAAAUGACGACCGUGUCCACUACCAGAACACAGUCGGAGUACAUCCAACCCACCACCACAACGCAGGGAGACAAUAGCGGCCAACAACAACCUUCUCCUCUUGCUUUGCUGGCAGCAACUUGUAGUAAGAUAGGAUCUCCGCCCGAGGAAGCUGUAAACACUGCAACAACCACCGCCAUCCGGUUUGUGGGGCAGAAUCAGGGCUUCCAACCCGCGGCAGAAACGCAAAUUUGUGUGGGAGCCAACGGCAUAAUAACAACCAUUCCAGCUGCACAACAACAGCCACAAUUCCAGACCAUCUCUGCUUUUCCCGUUCAGAUUGGCGCACCUGUCUUGCAGCAGCAGCAGCAGCAGCAGCAGCAGCAACAACAGCAUGUGAUUGAGACGAACAACAGCAAGCAAGGAACGACCGGCAACACAGCUAACAUCCUGAAUUGGAAUCCCCAGCAGCAGCAGCAGAUCAUACAGCCGGCCCAGAUCUUGACAGCUGCAGCAGCAAAUUCUAACACCAGCAAUACUGCAGCGGGGACAGGCGGUACCUUCCAGUACAACAUCAUCCCGCAGAUUCAGCUAGAUGCAGAUGGCAACAUUAUUGCCAACCAAAUUGCCGGUGCCAUCAACCAGUCACCAACCAUCAUCCGAUCUGCGGCUCCGAACAUCACAAACCUUGCCUUUCAGAAUGGGCAACUCAUCCAGACACAAACAAGCCCAGUUGUGCAGAACAUCGCUACUACACCCCGAGUUGCCUCACACUCACAGCCCAUUACAUUUCAACUGGCACCCAUGGUUAACACUGCGGGUAACAUGACAGAACAACAGCAGCAAGUGUACAGCAUAGUGGCUGCAUCACCGAUGCAGCAAGAUUUCACAAAUGCUGUUCAGAUUCAACCGCAGCAGUUUCAAGCACAGCCGCAGCAGAUAGUCACUGCUGACCAGUCGUUGCAGCAUCAAAAUCAACAGCAUCAUCAACCACAGCAGAUUUCCGUGGCACAGGUUGUCCCGCAACAACAGCAACAAUUGCAGCAACAACAGCAGGUUGUCAUUCAACCCCAGCAGUCAACUGCAAUUCCACUCCAACACCACCCACAGCAGAAUGCAGUGACUUUACCACAUCAGCAACAACAAAUCACAAAUAUUCAAGCCCGCUCAUCACAACCACAGCAGCAGCAACAACAGCAGCAGCAGCAGCAGAGCUUCACCGUCCAACCCGUCCAACAGACUUACACCAUCCAACAAGGUACCGGGUUGCCGAUCAUCAACACAUCAGCAGCACAGCAGACUAUCACUAUCCCAGCCCAGGCUGGGACCGGCCAACAAGCCAUCCAGAAUAUCAUCCUGCAACCUCAAAACAAUGUCCAAGCCAUACAGUUGCCAGGGCAGCAACAGAUGGCCACGAUCCUACCCGGUUCUAUCCUAACAGCAGUACGUUCCCCUAACAACACCUUCAACAUUCAAGGCUUACAGAUACAGGGCCUAAGCAUCCCUGGAGCUGUGUCACAACCACAGCAGAUUUUAACCACCACUGCUGGUGCUGGGAGUGUUGGUUCAGUAGCUGCAACGCAGACUGUUACAGCACUGCCCAAUUUCAGCCUGUCAACUGGGGGUAAUUUGGUGCCUAUGGGAGUACAGAUUCAACAGAUUGCAACAACUGCAGCAGCAACAAAUGCAAGGCCAGCAUCAGUAACAGUCUCCCAACAAGGUAAUGUCAUCCAGGACAAGAAGUGGCAGGGACAGAGCCAGGUCAUAGCCCAGGUCCAGCCUAAUGCAACUCUCAGUAUGGACAACUCAUUUGGGUCUGACGAGGAGGAGAACCAGAACCAAUCCACACAACAGCCAGCACAGAAAAGACUGCGACGGGUGGCAUGUACAUGUCCAAACUGCAAAGACAGUGAGGGGAGGAAUUUGAAUGCGGAGGGUCGCAAGAAGCAGCACAUCUGUCACAUCUCCGGUUGCGGCAAAGUGUACGGCAAGACGUCUCACCUGCGAGCUCACCUGAGAUGGCAUACAGGAGAGAGACCCUUCGUCUGCAACUGGCUGUUCUGUGGGAAGCGGUUCACAAGGUCGGAUGAGCUACAGAGGCAUCGUCGGACGCAUACAGGUGAGAAGCGCUUUUCCUGUCCAUCUUGCUCCAAGCGCUUCAUGCGGAGUGAUCACCUGUCCAAACACGUCAAGACGCACACCAAUAAGAAAGGGAAGGAUGAUUUCGAUGAGAGUUCUCCCAAAUCCGGUGCAACUGAGGAGAUCGUGGUUUCUACACCGGACCAGGAAGCACUGACUAACGCAGUGGUCUUACAGAUGGGUGAACACGCACUGGAUACUAGUUAAUGAUAUCCACCCAUUCAGUAGAUUUGUUGAAAUCUGAUUUUUAUGAAGACAACCUCUUCAUUUGUAUUUUGAGAGUGAAAAACUGGGAUGAUUGGACUAGGGAGGUUUGAUAGUGGAAUCAGGUUGUAAAAAUUGCGAAGUCUGGAAAAAGUUUGGUUUCACCACGAAUUGAAAUGGCUGAGAGAACACACGAUGUGUACCUAUAGUGGUCACAAGUUCAUAUUAUGAUGUACUUGUAUUGCUUUGAAAAACAGUCACAGUCCAAUAUUACAGUAAAGUUUGUUGUGCUGAUGUCUUCAAAGUUAUACAACAGUUCCCCCCCAAAAUCCUACUUUCUUAUCACUUUACUCCCAAAUUGAUCAAGUUUUGAAAUUUCAAAUGAUAGUUGUUCUCUAUUCUCUGUACAUAAAUGUACAAAAUGUACAUUGUAUUAACAUCUCUGUUUAUCUUAAAUCAAAAGCUGAAAUAUUCAUAAGUACAUUUUUAUAUACUUGUAUAAAAGAAACCAUUUGUUGCAAGAACUUGCCUCAAACUCCAUAUUAUACAUCUAGUGACUGUACAUAUAGUUUUGUUAAAAAGCACGUGUGUUGCAUGACAGAAAUUUUUUUUUUUGCUAUGCCAAAUGUAACUUUAAAUUUCUGAAUUAAUCAUGUACUCGAUAUGAAACAGUGCUGAAUCCUCCAAAAUCCUCUCAUGUGCUGAACACAGUGGCACCUCAAUUCUAAUUAUUGUUGGACUGUGCCUUUCUAAAUCCUGCAAAAUCUUGCAAACCCGGAUGGCUUUUGAAGGAACUUGGGGGUUAUGCUUAAGAUUGAUUACAAGUACCCAACCCGUUACAAAAUUCUUUGUGAUUCAUUGUCUGUGUUUUUUCCUGCUGUAUGUUUUUCCCUUGCAAAAAGGGAAAGCUGAAUUGUUUUUAAAGGUACAUAUAUACGUACCCAUUUGAUUUUAAGACGUUUUGUUCUUGAAAACGAAAAGUUCAGUCCAUUAAACAAAAAUAUAAUUUAGGCUCAUCUCUGUGCUCUUUUACUACAGAUUUUAUGUGGGAAGUCUUGUACAUAUUUGUAUCAUGCUAACAGUGAAUUAUUUAUUUGUAUGACCUUUAUCAAGGUUUCGUUUUCUUAAGAUGGUCACGUGACAUUAUGGCAACACUGUAAUUUCAGUGUUUUUUAUUGGUGGUUUUUGGUAUUCUCUGCCAUGGAGGAAGGAGUAGACCCUCCAUGUCUCUACUAAGUGCAGUCCAGUUCUUGGCCCAAAUUCAUGGAGGUGUUAUGAAGAAAAUAUUGUUUAAAACCAGGUACACUGUACCAACAAACAUAUCCAUACCAUGGGAUCUUGGUCAGUAACUUGUUUAGGCUAAUCAGCAAUUAUUUGCUGAGCUCUGCAAGGAGUGCCAUGGAAUUGGCACCUGGUUAAUUCACAACAAUGUAAUCCUCUAUUAAAAAUAUGUAUAUUACCUGGAAAAUGUAGAUUACAUGGUUACCCAUCCUGUUACAGAAAACAAUCCUUAUGAAAAACCUA